This is a messenger RNA of Ruditapes philippinarum (Manila clam), 3206 nucleotides long. RefSeq names its product bis(5'-adenosyl)-triphosphatase enpp4-like. The transcript is spliced from 3 exons. The record is from RefSeq and is a predicted model, not a curated record. NCBI's taxonomy places the organism in Eukaryota, Metazoa, Mollusca, Bivalvia, Venerida, Veneridae. Bases 132 to 1433 code for a protein of 433 amino acids.
GGGUAAAUAAACCCAACACACACAAAUGUGUAGUAUUUUGAAACACAGUUUCUCUUCACUAUUAUUGUUAACGCGAGCAUAAUUUAAACUUUUAUUUCUUUCAUUUGAAGGUGAACUGUUGAUAGAACAAAAUGUAUUUUAUUUUCUAUGUUUUGACGAUAUCUGUCUGUCUUUCUACCUGGAUGUUUGAGGUCUCCGGAAAUAAAGUUUUAUUGAUUUCUAUGGAUGGAUUUCGAUGGGAUUAUAUAGAGCAGGUGGAUACACCGAAUUUUGAUGCAUUUGCUGUUAAUGGUACAAGAGCCCAGUAUAUCAAUGGCAGUUUUGUUACAAAAACAUUUCCAUCACAUUUUACAAUGGCAACAGGUUUAUAUGAAGAAAGUCACGGAAUCAUAGCCAAUAGUAUGUAUGAUCCCGAAUUUAAUGAAUAUUUCAACAAAAGAAGCAAAGAAACAAAAUGGUGGGACGGUGGAGAACCUCUUUGGAUAACAGCACGAAAGCAGGGUCUUAAAAGCGCUGCUUACUUUUGGCCAGGGGACGAGGCCAAAAUAAAGGGUUUGAGACCGAACAUACACUUUAAAUUUGACGGCACGAUACCGUUCCGAUCUCGUAUUGACUCUGCUGUGCAAUGGCUCUCGGAUGAUAUAGAUCUUGUAAUGGUUUAUCUUAGUGAACCGGACACUACUGGUCAUCUCUUUGGACCAAACACACCGCAAGUGAGAUCUAAAGUUAAAGAAAUGGACGACCUCUUAGGAUAUAUUGUUGAUGCGUUUGAUAAAGCAAGUUUAUGGGACACUGUCAAUGUCAUAAUCACAAGUGAUCACGGCAUGACGGAGGUAGACUAUGCAAACAAACAUGUUGACUUAUCAAACUUUAUUGACAUGAAUGUUGUAGAUGCUAUUCCAACAACAGGACCAACCGCUAAUAUCUUACCACGCGUAGAUAUGGAACAGGAAAUAAUUGAUAACCUUACAAAUGUACCUCAUAUUAAAGUGUACAGUAAAGAUGAUAUCCCUGAACACUGGCAUUAUAAAGAACACAGGAGAAUUUUACCAGUUCUGGUGGUUGCAGAGGAAGGAUGGGUUGCGUUAAAGGGCCCGGAAGAAUACAGCGAGCCGGACUUAGGAGCGCAUGGGUAUGAUAACACCCUUUCGACGAUGAAGCCAAUAUUUUAUGCCAGGGGACCAAACAUAAAGCAAGGAUUUGAGUCGCUACCAUUUAGUAUCGUUGAUAUAUACCCCCUAGUCUGCAAACUUCUUUGUCUAAAGCCUGCGCCUAACAACGGCACACUUGACAAUACGAAAUAUUUUAUUGUAAAUGACAAUUCAGAAUCUUGCCCAAGAGUCACAUCAAGUUCAAGUAGAAAUUAUUUACAAAUAUAUAUGUUAGCAAUUUUAUCUCUUUUUCUAAUCAGCCCGAUCAGAAAUAUCUUGUAAAUAAAAUGGCCGAUGCAAAUUGAGAAACACAUGUAAAGGUGCGUUUUUGUAACGCAGCUUAAUUGAAUUUUUAUAUGAUAUUAUUCUUUACAUAUUUAAUUUUUCCAUUCGUUUUCUAUAUAUAAGUGUCAGAGGGCCUUUGAAUAAUAUAAUAACCAUGAUGACUGAAAGGUCCACUUACCGGAUGAGCGGAAACUAUGAAGGGGGGGGGGCACAAUGACAUUGUUUAACAUAAUCACGAAGGGAUAUUAAAUUUUAGUUACAUUUAACAAUAACAAUGUAUUGCAUUGCUUUACAAUAUCAAUAUAAGAAAGCCGGAAGCAAAACGAAAAUUUGUUAUUACUGAAAUAUUUUCAUACAUAGAAUACAAAAAGACAGAUUUUAUCAGUGGUAAAAUUUGAAAUGGUGUAUUACUGCAACUGAACAUCGUCUAUUAAACUAUCAGAUACAUUGCGGACAAAAUUUGCUUUACACAACUGGUAUAACCAUUGACGGUAACAAACCAUGGAUUUUAUAGUUAUAAUUAAAUUGUUUUUGUUAAAGCAGUCAUGAAAUUUUUUAAAAUGUUAACAGCGCUUACUGUCCACUUAAGUAACCAAAAAAAGAAGUCACAAUAUUUAAAUAUAUUCCUUAAUCUUAUGAUUUAUCUUGCAGUAUUUAUCAACAAUAUUGAUACUGCGUGCAUAACGCAGUAAAGACUAUUUUUCCAUGAUUAUUAUAACCAAUGUUUUAGUAAAAAAAAAUAGAUUUUAAGUAUCGUAAAAAUACUGUUUUUGUUCACUUGACAGUAUUUUACUUUUAAAAAAGACAUUUAGAAAUUUUGAUGAAAAUCGGCUUGACGUUUUAUUGAUGUUAUUAAUGUUUUCGUUUACGAUUAUAGGAAAAGAAGCGUUGAGGUCGUCUAAAUACCAAUGUAAAAAAAAACAUAUGUAUUGUCCCGAUAAAAAAAAAUUAAUAAAAAUCUUAAUAUAUAUAUUAGUUAAUUGGUGAUUCUUAAAUAUAUACUCAAUAACUUUUUGCAUAUUUCUUGACCGAUCAUAAAUACAUUUAUUUUUUCAUUCGACUUUGUUGUAUUGACGACUACGGCGCGUGAAAUUAUUUAAUUUCUUUUUUUUAAACUAAAGGUAAUAAAGGAAGCUAACAAUGACGGUAACAGAAAGAAAUAUUCACCUAUUCAACGAAGACAAGAAAUGUCAACAGGUGUAAAGUCAUGGGUGAACAUUAUCUAGUCAUGGGUGAACAUUUUGAUAUAUCACACGCAAUGGGAUAUGAUAUCUAUUUAAUUGUACUGGAAAAAGUCAAGAGUAUAAAAAUAGCAUUUAAAAAUAAAACCUUGUACCUGAUAUGCGCGAAAAGGCGGUAUUGUUAGGGGGAGUGUUGGGGGAUGGUGCAAAGAAAAAUGAUGUUACCAUGCGGCAUCACCCUAUGCCUUCGUCAACUAAUACUUAAAGCAUUUAGCAAAUGAGUCACGUAAAAUGUAAUCAAAGUAUAUAACAUAUGAUGUCAUUUAAUCUUCCCUGGUCCAUACUGAUUUCUUGAUGUUUUUGUAUCCAGAUUUGCUCGACAAGCUAAGCGGUAAAAUAAUAAAUUCGAAUAUGUUAAAUAAAAGAACCUGUUGUGUAAAAGUGCAAAUGACUUUAUAUUGUUUUAUGUAAGAAAAACCCGGUUAUGACAUUCAACUUCACACAUUCACGAAUGCACAACCUCGUAAAGUUGAUAUAGAGAAUUAAUGUUAUUGAAUUCGAUAAACUCAUGAGUUCAUAAAGAUGAAAU